AUGGAGAUCUUUAAGAAACUGGAGAUCAACAUACCAUUCUCUGAAACACUGCAACAAAUGCCUUCAUAUGCUAAAUUUUUGAAGGAACUCCUCAUGAAGAAGAGGAAAUACAUUGAAGAGGAAACCAUUGAAGCAUUGAUUGAUUUGGGAGCCAACAUCAACUUGAUGUCGCUCUCUAUGUUUAAGAAGAUUGAAGGUUUGGAACUCAAGCCUACUCGGAUGACUCUCCAAUUAAUGGAUAGAUCUCUUAAAUACCUUUAUGGGGUGGUUGAAGAUGUGCUUGUUAAAGUGGAUAAAUUCUUAUUUCAUGUGGAUUUUGUUAUUAUAGAGAUUGAGGAAGAUGUGGAUGUGCCUCUCAUCCUUGGGAGGCCCUUUAUGAAGACUGCAAGAGUCUUAAUUUAUGUGGAAAAUGACAAACUCAACGUGAGAGUACAAGAUGAAGAAGUGAAUUUUGACGUGUUUGAAGAUGUGUCUCAUCCAAAUGAUGGCAAAACAUGUUUUCAUCUUGAUGCACUUGAUGGAGUAUGUAUGGUGCAAGAGAAGUUGGUACGUAGUUCUUCUCCUUUAGAGAAAACGCUCAUUGAUACAUGUGAAGAUUUGAAUGAGGAGGAAGAGAAACUGAUUGAUGAGUGCUUAAUUGACUUGGAUAUUAAAAGAAAUCCGUUUUCAUGA
This is a messenger RNA of Vigna radiata var. radiata (mung bean), 672 nucleotides long. RefSeq lists its product as uncharacterized. Gene Ontology annotation, molecular function: aspartic-type endopeptidase activity. Gene Ontology annotation, biological process: proteolysis. The record is from RefSeq and is a predicted model, not a curated record. NCBI's taxonomy places the organism in Eukaryota, Viridiplantae, Streptophyta, Magnoliopsida, Fabales, Fabaceae. The transcript has 2 exons. Bases 1 to 672 code for a protein of 223 amino acids.